UUUGUUUAAUCUGUGAGUACAUUACAUACAAUAAUAUUGAGUGAUGCGAGUAUUGUAUUGUAUUACAUAUUCUUAAUUGAUUUUCAGUGUUUUCUCAACAUUUACGUCAAUUUAAUUUAAUUACCAUUUGUCACCAUUGAUUUAAGUAGGAGCACCGAUCCACCCGAAAUGAAUAUUUCUAUAGAAAAAAAGCGGACAGACUGUCCUGCUUUACCUAAGGGCUGGCAAAGAGAAGAAGUCUUGAGGAAAUCUGGUCUGUCUGCUGGAAAAGUUGAUGUUUAUUAUUACAGCCCAACAGGUAAAAAGUUUCGGAGUAAAGCCGAGCUAGUUCGUUAUCUGGGCGAUAGUACGGACCUCUCGUGUUUCGACUUUCAGCAGGGUCAGAUAAACACUAUGCUCCUGUGUAAGGUGAAGAAGGCUCGUGCGCAGUUUGACUACAGGGGUGUCCGCUCAGACGCGUCGUUGGUGCCUCCGAUCCGUCAGACGGCGUCGAUAUUCAAACAGCCUGUCACAGUGUACAAGACUCAGGAGAGUAAAGUUAAAACUGAUCUGAAACACGGCACGCAAGAGAAGCCUAAACAACUGUUUUGGGAAAAGAGACUUGAGGGGCUGACCGCAUGUGACGCGAAUGGCGUGAUAGGAACGACUUCACUACCAAAGUACAUAAAACCACUGGGUCCGUACAUCUCCGAUGCCACCACAAUACAGUCGCUCGCAACGGCUUUACACGUGUCUUCACAGCCUAUCACUGGUCAAACGGGGUCAAAGCAGGCCAUACUGGAAAAUCCGGGGGUUUUUCUGAACCCGGAACAGCCGCUGAUAGCGGCGGUGACCAUCACUAAAGAGGACGUGCGGCGGCAGGAGGAGCGCGUGAAGCGCGCACGUCUUCGUUUACAGGAGGCGCUGGUGGCCGCCUAGGGCAGCGCCGGCGGCGGGCCCGUGUCUCCUGCCGCCGCCCCUGCAUCGCCAGCUGCCCCCGAUACUGCCCCUACAUCACCCGCUGUCUCCGCCGCCCCCGCGUCCCUUAGCCCGCCGCCGCCCCCGCUUCCUCCCUCGCAACCACUUCCGGCCCCUGACUCCACUACCGCCUCGCCGACGGAUAUCGAAGAAAUCAUGCCGAUGCCUCUAUCUCUCGCCGUGGAAGCGGCUGACACUACUACCGAUUAGAUGGCAGAAAUUUUACGUGCAUCUAGCAGUCUCAGGGACGCGUAAGCAAAGUGCGCGUCUUGAGUUAAGAAGUUAGUUUUAUUUAUAUUUGAACCCGCGUUUCGAUACUCAACGUGACUGACGCGCAACCUACAAGAAGUAUUUCCGUUUCUAAUUUUAUAUUCUAUUGAAAUACAAAGCAGUAAGCAGUUGGAACUAUAUUGUCAGUUUCCUUUGCCUCAUAAGAUUUUGAGACAAAUAAAAUUUUGAACACUAAAUAAUCAAAUAAUAUUUAAAUAAAAGUAAUUUAAGUUAGGAUAAGCUUUAUUGGUUACCUUAGGGCACUUUUAGGGUCAUGCGGAUGCUUCCGCACGCGAGAUCCACCAAGCAUAAAAUGUCACGCUGCGGGUCACACGCAAGUUUGUGCUUCAAUUUUCUGCAGGUGGCAUAUGGUCGUAUUCUAUAGCGGUUUUAUAUCAAUUUAAAAAUAAUAAUGUUACAAAAGGUGCCGAUUCUAAAGAUUUCUGCUUCUUUACAUGUGUUCUAUAAAUUUUUAGCCUGUCGAUUAGCCGUCGUUUUCCUUUGCGGCGGAUAGGAAAAUUAGAGUGUCUUCUAGAAUCAGCGCCAAUGGCAGAAGUAUGUAUCGCUUACGCGUCCCGCGUGCGUAUGUCAGGCUUUAGAACACAUAUGAAAUGGUAAUUGCGGGUGCAACGCGUGCGGGCCUAUUCCGCAUGCUUGAACAAACCCGCAUGGCACUAAAACUGACCUUAGCCAUCGAAAUUAAAUCUCAAUGUAAAAUCUUAUUACAUGUAUAAUAUAAUUUAGGAUGAAUUUUUAUAUAAUGCAUUUUUAACUGUAAGGUCUUUUUAUAAGAUAAAGAUACCGUUCUGUUACAUUCAAAUAAUGAACGAUCUAUCUGAUAAGUUUCUAUUGCAUGUAAUUUUAUUACUGAUAUGAUAAGAAAUAAAAGAUUUUACGUAAUUUGACGUUAUUUAUUGUUCAAUAAAUUUAAAAGUAACGCGGUUUGUGCAAUGUACACUACUUAUAUAGAAAUAACAGUCUCACAACCUUAUAAAUGUUUGGCUUAUACUAAGAUUUUUAAAGACUGCAUAAAAAAAGACAGUACUUAAUAUUUAAUGCAACAAUAGCAUAUACCAUAAAGCAAAGCAGAAAUAUGAAAUGACCUAUUGAUCUUGUCUGAGUCUAUCUAUGAUUUUUAUCACUUACUUCAAAGAAGGUAGUUGAAAAUUUUUUGUAUUGAUUUUUAAGGCCUGUUAAAACUGAAUUGUGCCAUAUUUAUUUAGGGUUCUGCUCUAUUGCUAUGCAUUUUUUCUUAUCUGAUUGCUUUUCCUGUACACAAAGAAUUAUUUUUCUGUAGUUCUCUAUUACAAAAUGGACGGUUGCAAUAAAUAACCGAUAAGCUAACAAAGUAGAAGUUUUCCAAUUCCCUAUUUAGCCUCGAUUUUAUUAACUUAUCGAGAACCUAAACCUUAAUAAUAGUAGUUAUUUUUAAUAUAAAAACGAGAAUCUUACUUUGACCAUAUUAUUCCUUAUUCUAUGCUUUGACUUAAAAACUGGUAGUAUACAGUCAUUUCCAAUAAUCAUGUGAUUGGAAGUAAAUGUAAUAUUAAUGGUCAAAGUUGACAAAUUAACUAUUAUUUAUUAUAAUCGAAAAUGCACACUAUAUUCACUGGAAAUGACAAUAAUGAACACAAAUCAAUGACUAGAAUAGUUGCUAAAUACUAUACCUAUUUAGAGAAAAUUUCAAAUUCAUAUGAACAAUCAAAUUAUCAAUAAUAAAAGCAAUAUGAAUCAAAUCUUCUAGAAUAAUGUUAAAAAUGGACUAUUCUUGAAAGGCCCCAUGCUUAUUAUGAUUUCAAGCAGAAAAGAUGAAAUAUCUCCAUAUAUCUAUCAAUUACAAUAACAAUAUAAAU
Molecule: messenger RNA, 3080 nt
Organism: Pectinophora gossypiella (pink bollworm)
Lineage: Eukaryota; Metazoa; Arthropoda; Insecta; Lepidoptera; Gelechiidae
Gene: MBD-like
Product: methyl-CpG-binding domain protein 3
Exons: 5
Coding region: 169-918 (249 amino acids)
Molecular function (GO): DNA binding
Source: RefSeq, a predicted model, not a curated record